AUGACAUUCACGAAUGCGCCCGUCACGCGCCUGGCGGUCCUCGGACUCGUCUCCGUGUCCAUCGCCGCGAGCAUGCUCGACGUCAAGCACUACUUCUACAUCCUCAUCGACACCCACCUGUGGCGGUACCGGCAAUUCUGGCGGCUACUCGCCUACCAGGCUUGUUACACCAACUCGACCGAGGUGCUUUUCGCGGCCAUCUCGCUCUACAACAUGAGGGUUGUCGAGCGCAUGUGGGGGCCGCGCAAGUACGCCUCGUUCCUCAUCGUCACGUACCUGUUGACGGCCUUUAUCCCGCUGCUCAUCAUGGCCGUCCUCCGCCCGCUAUCUUCCACCCUCUUCAACUACAUGCCCGCCGGCCCGACACCCAUCAUCUUCGCCGUCCUCGCCCAGUUCUACGCCAUGGUGCCACACAUGUACAAGUACCGCGUGGCCACGUCGCAGGCCCCGCCGACGAGCGAGCCCUUCUCCGGCGUGACGUUCUCAGACAAGACGUAUCAAUACCUCAUCGCGUUCCACCUGUCGCUGCUGCAGUGGCCCGGCUCGGUGAUUGGGGCCGGCGUGGGGUGGCUCGUGGGACAUGCGUGGCGAGGCGGCGUGCUGCCGGUGGCGUUGAUGUCGUGGCGGUUGCCCGGAUGGAUGGUCGGGCUGAGCUCGCAAAGACGCAGCGCGGAGUUUGAAGGGCUGAGGCGAAGGCUGGAAGGGGAGAAUUCGACGGGCGUGUCGACGGGCGUGCAGGGGCAGCCCGACGGUGGGCAGGCGGAUAGACGGCGCACGAUGGGACAGCAGAUAGUAGAUCAGUUCCGCGAGGCGCUGUAG
Molecule: messenger RNA, 819 nt
Organism: Purpureocillium lilacinum
Lineage: Eukaryota; Fungi; Ascomycota; Sordariomycetes; Hypocreales; Ophiocordycipitaceae
Molecular function (GO): serine-type endopeptidase activity
Source: RefSeq, a predicted model, not a curated record